Messenger RNA from Pimephales promelas (fathead minnow), 1626 nucleotides. The record is from RefSeq and is a predicted model, not a curated record. Lineage: Eukaryota; Metazoa; Chordata; Actinopteri; Cypriniformes; Leuciscidae.
UUUAUUAGACCAAGGUUCAUUGUUCGCCGGAGUUCUCCUUUAAUGAAGAUGCUGAAGACAAAACGCCAAGGUUUGGCUGCAUUUCACAUGUAACAUUACUAAGGGUGUCACGAUUUCGCUUUUAAAUCGAAAUCGAUCAAAAUUAAUUCAGAAUAUUCGAUACUGCCAUAACCCAUAUCACGUCCGUUCGGCUUGCCAAGCGGAAAAAACAUGCGUGUUGAAGUGCUGCGAGUCUAUAGUCAACCUCCUCUAACAUGAUCAACUCUUACUAUUCGUGUAAACAGGACUUUUAAUUUGCUCUCUGAGUGUGACGUCAUAAGGCGGCGACGCGCUCCCGCAUCUGUUUUGAUUCGGCUGAAGAAAGAACAAACAGGAAAAACUGUUAAAGCGACUGAGGUGAUAAAGAUGGCGUUUAUUAAAGAGGAGACUGAAGACAUGAAGAUUGAAGAAACAUUUAGUGUGAAACAAUUAGACACUGAGGAACAAACAAAGAUGGCUUUUACUAAAGAGGAGAGUGAAGACAUGAAGAUUGAAGAAACAUUUAGUGUGAAACAAUUAGACACUGAGGAACAAACAAAGAUGGCUUUUACUAAAGAGGAGAGUGAAGACAUGAAGAUUGAAGAAACAUUUAGUGUGAAACAAGAAGAAACUGAGGAACAAACAGACCCGAUGCCGUUGAAAGAGGAGAGUCAAGAUUUGAAUGAAAUGGUAAAGAAAGAUCAGGACAAGAAGACACAUCAUGAUUUCAGAACUGACGAAAAGCCUUUGAAUUGCUCACAGACUCAAACAACUUCCUCACAAAAAAUGGCUCAAAAGACAGGAAAUAUAGGUGAUUACACCUGCCAUCUGUGUGGACUAAGUUUCAGAAAGCAGGGAAGUCUUGAAGUCCACAUGAGAGUUCACACUGGAAGGAAGCUUUACCCCUGCGAACAGUGCGGAGUAAUUUUCAAUCAACAAGGAAACCUUAAAGUCCACAUGAGAAUUCACACUGGAGAGAAGCCUUUCACCUGCUCUCAGUGUGGAAAGAGUUUCAGGCAAAAAGGAAACCUUAAAAGUCACAUGAGAGUUCACACUGGAGAGACCCCUUACACCUGCAAACAGUGUGGAAUGAGCUUCAGUCAAAAAGGAAACCUUAAAAGUCACAUGAGAGUUCACACUGGAGAGAACCCUUACACCUGCAAACAGUGUGGAAUGAAUUUCACUAGGAAAGGAAGUCUUUCAAAACACAUGAUUGUUCACAAAACAAAGGACUCUUUAACAUGCCAAUGUUGUGGAAAUACUUUUAAACAACAUGGAAACCUUAAAGUUCACAUGAAAAUUCAUUCUGGGGAAAAGUUGAAUAAAGUUAAAUAAACAUUUUUUACGUUAGUGUUUAUGCAAAUGAAAGUAUGCCGACACGACACUUUACGUACUGAUACGCUCAUGAGAUCAUGAUAUACACAUUUUUGUAACAGCAAGACCUAAAAAUGAAAAAUUAAAAAAAAUUAAAUUAAAAUUGAAACAUGUUUAUGUGUGAUGAAUAGUUAAGACUUGAGAUUAGGGGAUGCAAAAAAACUUUGUGUGAUGAUUUAUUCAUGUGUUUACUGCAGUGCUGACUGGUAAAGGUCCAGAGAGUUGUCUUCUCUA